AUGGAGCAGAGCAAGCUCAUCUUUAGCCUGGACCGCCACGAUGAAGGUCCCAGUGUGGCCUUUUCUAAAGAAAAACCACAAGGCAGGGAGAGCCAGCCCGACCUCAGCCUCGGGAUGGAUUUGGACCUGAGCCAAGGCCAUCGCUCCCAGCCCCCCUUCCUGCCCCACUCCCCCUCAUCCCCAGGCUCUUUAGCGGAUCUCUCGGCAUCAUCAGCAAGCCUGCUUGUCACCACCAACCUGGUCAAAUCCUCCUCCACGGAGCUGGACCCGAGCGAGAGCAGCUCUCUGAGAGGCAAGCCUCUGCUCAGCCUGGUCAAGUCCCUGAGCACUGAGAUUUCCCGCCGGGUCGAGCCAGAGGUCAACCUCUCCAAGUCAGACUCCAAGCUGCAUCUGCAUCCCUGGAAGCAGCUAACCCAUCCAAAGAUCCCAGAGGCCAGGCCUGAAGCAGGAGGUCUGAGUGAGGAUGAUGACUGGGCAUCACCUCCGUCCGCAGGCAACAUGCCUCCCGCUGAACCCCGGGGCAGCUCGCUGAUCGCAGAGCUGGAGGACACACGGAGGAAGUUCUCUGAGGCCAUGCAGGAUCCACUGAGCAUGCUGAGUAAGAUCAUGGGUGACGAAAGCUCUGGCAGCCCCAAGCAGGGAAGAGCUUCUGGUGCCGGAGACUCCCCGGCCUCCCAAGGCAGCUGUGGAAAAGACAGUGAAGAUGUGGAUCUGAAGUGCCGGAGGAGGACUGAUGGGGAGCACAGAGGUGUGUGUGACACACCGCUGAAAAGACUCCAACAGGGCUCCUCAAUAAAGUCCCCCUUAUCCCCAGAAGGCCAGACCCACAGCAGAGACAGCCAUUUCGAAAUUCGCACUUACGGAGAUAUGAUUCAGGUGGUGGAGCUCCAGAACGGGUCCAGAGGGACUCAUCACAGAACUUACACGGCGUCUCGAGUCACAGUGCCGGGCUCAUCGCUGCCUCUUCACUGGCUCUUCCUUGUGGGUCUUCUAGCUUAUGGCUUCUUUGUGUUGCCCCUGCCCUCCUAUGUGACAGGCCUGUCCAUGGGGGUUGCGUGUGGCUUUAUGUUGGGCCUGGUGGUGGUGUUCAUGUUUGCCCCGCGACGCUCGUCUGCAAGAAACAACAAGGGCUCACGUUUGAACAAGUCCAGACCCCUGAACACGGAUCUACUGGAUGGAGAGCUCACAGAUCCAGAAACCCUAGAGGGCUGGAUGAAUGAGACACACAGCUACGACCCUGAGACUUUCCACCCCUCCAUCACACACUCUGUCCAUGUCACUCUGGAGGGCAGCAGCCUGCGCCUGGCAUACCCGCGUGCCAACAUCCCCCGGUGGGCAGGCUUCGACGAGAUGGUCCACGAAGCCUCGUUUUUGCGUUCACGCACUUACCAGCUGGCUAACUGUAAGGUGUCUCUGUUGCCACCUGGUUUGGCUCGCAAGAGGGUGUGGAACAAGAAAUACCCCAUCUGCAUCACUCUGGCUGAGGGGGAGGUCGGGGAGGAGAGCGUCAUUGAGGGUCAGGAGGAGGAAGAAAGGGCAGAGAGACACGCGGCCCCGGACCACCAGCUUCCUGUCACCCUGCACCUGUUUGGCCGCACCGGCAGAGAGAAGGAGGAGUGGUUCCAGCGCUUUGCCUCCGCCUCCCAGGCUGGAGCCAAGAGCAGCGUGAGCGGGGAGGAGAACACGGAAACACCUUGUGGCGGAGACGCCGUCAGAGAAAGCACAGAGGAGCUGCGGGACUUGCCCGGAGCUAUGAAAGCAAGAACGCUAUUGGACUACAGCACCUACAUGACUCAACUGAUUGCCUCACAGAGUUGCGAUCCCACCCCCAGCCCUUGCCAUAGCAACAAGGGAAGCCCAACGACCCACAAGAAGCUUCACAAUGAAGAGCAUGGAUCCGGAGGACAGCACGGUGCAGGGGCGGAGGGUUGCUCUACCGAGGGCCAGUCCACCUGGGUGAACUCCCUGGUGGGAAGGAUCUUCUGGGACUUUCUUCAGGAGAAGUACUGGACCGAUCAGGUGGCACACAAGAUCCAGAAGAAGCUCAGCAAGAUCAAGUUGCCGUACUUCAUGAACGAGCUGACUCUGGCUGAUCUGGACAUGGGCACAUGUCUGCCUCAAGUCCUCAGCACCUCCACACCUACACUGGACCGCAGAGGCCUGUGGCUGGAGCUGGAGUUGGUGUACACAGGCUGCCUUCAGAUGACCCUGGAGACGAAGAUGAACCUGUGCAAGCUGGGUAAAGAUGGAGAGGAUGAGGCUCACAGCUUUCCAGAGACACAGCAGGCAGGCUCUAAGCCCAGGCUGUGUAUACUGGCCGAUAGUGAUGAAGAGUCAUCCAGCGCAGGCUCGUCUGAUGAAGAGGAAGCCCCUCCGUCUGAGCCACAGGGGUCUGCCGGAGAUAAGAGCACAGUGGUGGCAGCUGAAGGGCACACAGGUGGCAGCACAAGUAGGAAGAUCUUGAGGUUUGUGGACAAGAUAGCGAAAUCCAAGUACUUCCAGAAAGCCACAGAGAACGAGUACAUCAGGAAGAAGAUAGCUGAGGUGUCCAACAUGCCUCUGAUGCUCAGCGUUGAGGUUCUGGAGCUCUCUGGCACUCUGGCCGUCAACAUCCCCCCUCCCCCUACUGACAGGAUAUGGUACAGUUUCAGGGUGCCUCCCAGGUUAGACCUGCAUGUGCGCCCCACACUCGGGGAGAGGGAGGUCACCUUCACUCAUGUCACUGAGUGGAUCGAGAAGAAACUGCAGUGUGAGUUCCAGAAAGUGUUUGUUAUGCCCAAUAUGGACGAUCUAUAUCUGCCCCUGAUGACAUCUGGCCUGGACAACCCACCUGCAUCCCACCAAUCCUCAGUCCACUCCUCAUCCCACCAGUCCUCCGUGGAGUCCCAGGAUUACCUGUCAGAGUAGCGCCGCUGUGAGGCCACAGUUGGGACGACGUCAAUGCAUUGUGCAGCUAUUGCCAUGGGUCUUGACCAGAUUCUGAGGCUGUUGCAGGUGGGCGCUUGCUCGGUGCUCAUCCCGAGUGUGCUCGUUGUAACCGGUGCAGACAGACACCCCCUGAAUGGAGCACUGGGCACAACGAACUCAGGACUGUGAGAAUGGUGCCACAGUGCCCCCUACUGUGAAGACAAUUAAACUGUAUCUA
Messenger RNA from Chelmon rostratus (copperband butterflyfish), 3145 nucleotides. RefSeq names its product testis-expressed protein 2-like. Gene Ontology annotation, cellular component: endoplasmic reticulum. The coding region runs from base 1 to 2907 and encodes 968 amino acids. The record is from RefSeq and is a predicted model, not a curated record. The transcript is spliced from 11 exons. NCBI's taxonomy places the organism in Eukaryota, Metazoa, Chordata, Actinopteri, Chaetodontiformes, Chaetodontidae. Gene Ontology annotation, molecular function: lipid binding.